This is a messenger RNA of Cyprinodon tularosa, 4833 nucleotides long. It is a transcript of the gene ttll7, whose product is annotated as tubulin tyrosine ligase-like family, member 7. Lineage: Eukaryota; Metazoa; Chordata; Actinopteri; Cyprinodontiformes; Cyprinodontidae. Gene Ontology annotation, molecular function: tubulin-glutamic acid ligase activity; tubulin binding. The coding region runs from base 616 to 3393 and encodes 925 amino acids. Gene Ontology annotation, cellular component: cilium. Gene Ontology annotation, biological process: microtubule cytoskeleton organization; protein polyglutamylation. The record is from RefSeq and is a predicted model, not a curated record. The transcript has 21 exons.
CUGAGAAAGACCUAUUGGUUUCGCCCAGGGACUCGCUCCAGCACUCACGGCAGACAACAGUGCUACAACACAGUGAUUGUAUAUUAUAACGUAUAAAUUAAACGUCAGUUUUUAGUAGUAAUGGCGUAAAAACACCACAAACUCAGAGUGGUCUUAAAAAAAAAACACUGUUUGAAGGAGACACAUUUACCGAUGAGAGCUCAGUGUCCAUAAAUGGCAGCUGUGCAGUCGGAGAGAGAGGGACGAGGUAAAGAUCUGCACUGGAAUAAAUAAGGCUAACCCACCCCCCUCCCCCCUUAUCCUCCCCUUCCCUCCCUUUCUACCCUGGAAGCAAUAAGAAUAUCUUGUUGGUGCAGACCCCCCCCUUCAUGAAUCCUCCCCUUUGCACCCUUUCCCACCACUGCUACCUGAGCUGAAGCAGGUUAAGGAGAAGCUCAGAUGAUCCAUCGGGCUGUUAUGAACCACAUUGUCCAAGCAGCCAGGGACAGGGAAGAGUAACUAGUGCGUGUGAGAGAAAUCGCUUCGAGGUGGGGGGUGCUGUGAGCACCUUGUGAGGUCCGCCCACCAAGCCUGGCAGAAAGCUUGGCUCACCCCUUCUCUCCUCCAGCCCCUGAGAUGCCCUCCCCUCCUAAUGAUGGAGAGGAUCAAGGAGCGUCCCCCAUGAACGGUGGCCCAUCUGUGGGCUCCUACAAGAGCAGAGGGAAGAGGAAGGCACACUCCAAAAAGAAGAAGGGCACGAUAACUGCCAACAUCGCCGGCACCAAAUAUGAAAUAGUACGCAUAGCCAUCAGGGAGAUGGGCUUCAUCAAUGCACGGGAUGAUGAUGAGACUGCUAACCUCAUCUGGAAUGACUCAGCAGUGCAGCAUGAGAAGAUUGCUGAGCUCAGGAACUAUCAGAGAAUUAACCAUUUCCCUGGCAUGGGCGAAAUCUGCCGGAAAGACUGCCUCGCAAGAAACAUGUCCAAAAUGAUCAAGUGCCAGCCUCAGGAGUACAGCUUCAUACCCAAAACCUGGAUCUUCCCCGCCGAAUACACUCAGUUCCAGAACUAUGUCAAAGAGUUGCGCAGGAAACGCAAGCAGAAGACCUUUAUUGUCAAACCUGCCAAUGGAGCCAUGGGUCAUGGGAUCUCGCUUAUCCGUAACUGUGAGAAGCUGCCAGCCCAGGAGCACUUUAUUGUUCAGGAGUAUCUGGACAAGCCCUUCCUGAUGGAGGGCUACAAAUUUGACCUGCGCAUCUACAUCCUGGUCACUUCCUGUGACCCGCUUCGCAUUUUCUUGUACAAAGACGGCUUGGUUCGCAUGGGCACCGAGAAGUACCACUCACCCAACGAGGCCAACCUGAGCCAGCUCUACAUGCAUCUGACAAACUACUCUGUCAACAAACACAACGAAAACUUUGAGCGAGACGAGACGGUGGACAAAGGCAGCAAGCGGUCCAUCAGCUGGUUCACUGAGUUCCUCCGUAUCAACGACUAUGAUGUGGCCAAGUUCUGGGGAGACAUCUCAGAGUUGGUGGUGAAAACACUGAUAGUAGCUGAGCCGCACGUUCUGCAUGCCUACCGCAUGUGCCGCCCAGGACAACCACCAGGGAGCGACAGUGUCUGCUUUGAGGUCCUGGGCUUUGACAUCAUCCUGGACCGCAAACUCAAACCCUGGCUGCUGGAGAUCAAUCGAGCUCCAAGCUUUGGGACUGAUCAGAAGAUCGAUUACGAUGUGAAGAAAGGGGUGUUGCUCAAUGCUCUCAAACUACUGAACAUCAGGGCAAGUGAUAAGAAACGAAACCUGGCUCAGGAGAAGGCGGAGGCUCAGAGACGGCUUUAUGGACAUGGCUCCAUGAAAAAACUUGCAGCAACUUCCUCGGACUGGGAGAAACAACGUCACACUCUGGAAAGAAGAAAAGAGGAGCUGAAAGAGCGACUUGCACAGGUUCGCAAGCAGGUUUCCAGGGAAGAAUAUGAAAAUCAACAUCUGGGGAAUUACAGACGUAUUUACCCCCCAGACGACAAGCUGCUGUUGGAAAAGUAUGAAAGCCUGCUCUCGGCCGCCUUUCAGACCUUCCUUGCCGGGCGAGCUGCCUCACUUCAAAAGGAAAUGAAUAAUCCUCUGAAACGAAUGAAGGAAGAAGAUAUACUGGAUCUGCUGGAGCAAUGUGAGCUGGAUGACGAGAAGCUGAUGGGUAAAUCCUCCAGGCAAAGAGGCCCAAAGCCCUUGACCGCCAUGCCAGAAUACAGACAGACACCAAGACGCCAACGACCAGACUACCUAGGUGACUUCACCAAUGGCAGCAGUGCUGAUAAUUCCUGCCUGUCUUCCGAUGAAGAGGAAGAUGAGAGGAGGAAAGGAGGAGCAGGGAGAAGCAGAGAAAAGAGAAGCGAAAAGAAGGUUUCCUAUGACCUCAGUGAGAGCAAGGAGAGGAAUGUGGCUGAGCGUUCAGGUCGAAUGCACUGGAAACCUCCAAUCAAGCCUAUCAGAACCCGCAUUGCACCCUCUGUGUCCCCAACUCUUUCGGGUCCAAUCAGACGUUCUAUCUCUUGCCCUCGGUCCAUUGCAUCCCUUCCGUCACCCAGUGAGAUGCGAGUAUUGUCCAUUAGGCCGUCUCCGCUGGCAAUGCCUCUCGCCAGGCCAAGCUCCGCCACGCUUCGCUCACAUUCGCUGAGCCGCAGUGGCUCCACCCAACGUGUGCCUCACAGCAGCAGCCUGGGCACCAUCCACUCUAAUUUAGGUGAUCCCCUCAUUAAUCUGAGGACGAAGGAGCAGGAGGCUGAAUUGGUGCGCCAGACCCUGUCGGCACUUACCGCAAUGCGGAUCAGGUUUCCUGGGAAAACUGAGGAGGAGGCUGAGGCAGUGCUAGAUGAGAUUCUUGACAACUGGAAGUACCAUAAAUCAAAAGUGGCAUCUUAUUGGCUGGUGAAGUUGGACUCAACCAAACAGAGGAAGGUGUUGGACAUCGUUCGCACAAAUGUCCGCUCAGCGCUGCAGCGGAUCUGGAGGGAGCCCGAUGUAGAGAGCCUGCACCUCUAUCGGCUUUUUAACCGCAUCUUCAACCGAUUGUUGUGGAGUCACGGCCAGGGACUUUGGAACUGCUUCUCCAACACCGGCUCAUCGUGGGAGGCCAUCUUUAGUAAAAGCAGUGAGUUGGUUUCACCCCAGGAGCUGCAGUGCUGCCGCCGACUCGUCCAGCUGUGCCGAGACUGCCUGUUGGUCGUUUACAAGUUUGUCUCAGAGUCACGUGGCUCUUUGACGGGACUCAGUCCUGAAUGGGACGACACAAGGUACCUGCUGCCAGUGACCUCCCAGUUCAUCAUGAAGUGGCCUUCGUCCAGCUUUGGCCGCGUCUCCUCGGCCAUGCCACGCUCCCGCAGCCUUUUCACCGCCAGAAUGGACCACUUCUGAGGUCAUCAUGGCAAGCCUGGCUGCAGAAACCUCGCCUUUUAACCUCAACUUCCUCCUCACCUCACACUUCUUUGAUGACUCCCACCCAAGCCAAACUCAGAUCUUAGUAACCCCAGUAUAGAUGUGAAAUCAAGGCAGCUUUGGACACUGGGUGGGGCCUCAACUCAUCCAAAUCGCCUUGUGGAAAAGGAAUAUAGAAAGGCUGAACGACUGGGAUUACUGUAGAGCGUUUUAUGUAGUCUGUCUUGUUGAAACCAGCUAACCAUUCCCUCCAUCCCUCCUUUCAACACCAGUAACACCAGAGAGUGGCUUCACUUCUCUGUCUUCAUUGUAACUGCUGUAUUAUAUUUCACUGUACAGUUUCAAGUCAUGGUACUGUAAAAGAAGGAAUUAACGACAAAACAAUGCAAGUUUUGUUUAUUUAUUUAUGUAACUAUUUAAUUUUAAGUUAUUUCACAAUUGCAGUGAGCGCUGCUGCAGAUUGCAGCCUGGGAAUAACAUUAACAAAGCUUUGCUUCAUUUGAAUAUGGGAGUAAAAAGCUUAGCUAUCCCUAAUUAGUACUGUUAUUUUUGUGUUUAGAUUAUAAUUUAUUUUAGAACUUACAGCUAAUGGUUUAAGUAAAGUCACUAUAUUUUCUUUAUCAUGCAACUCAAUUUACGAAAUAUGGGUACGAGGUGAUGCACAGAUAACUUUUAAGUGUUUUGAAUGCUAACAUGUUUUGUUUCUAUUUGUGUCUCUAUUAAGUGCAGCCCAAUUUAAGCGUUCUGAAUGUGAGUGUAGUGAGCCAAGCCUUGUUUGCCUCCUGGAACACAAGCUGGCUUUAAAGUCACAGCUUGAAGAGCCAAACCUCUCCAAGAGCACCAACUAGCUCUGAUAUGCACUUUGCAAUUUGUCACAGAAAACGAAAGCAACUUCACACUUGUAGAGAAUGCAUGCUUAGACUUUAGUCUCUUUAAAACCAUAGAAGAGCUGCGUUUGGAAUAUGAAAAGUUUUUGUCAUUAAUUAUUGUGCUGUCAUGGGGAGGACACUUCACUUUCACAUUUGCUGAUGUUUUAAGGAGGAGAAGGAUGUGCAUCACAAGAUUGCUCAGCCUGCUGAGUGAGUCGGCUCAUCAGCUCCCACUUACUGCAUUAUAACAGCAGGGAUUUAUCCUGGAAGAAGCUGCUGCCAUGGUCAACAAUGCACUGUAGAUAUACACCAGAUAUUUUAUGGAUUGUUAGGACAGUAUGUUGGAUUUUAUUUUAAGCUAAUGACUUUGCCCAGUGCAGCAUCUCAUAGCUAUGCUUUUAUUUUGAUAGAUAGAUACGUUUAAAUAGGAUUCUAACGUCAACAUGAGUUAAGAAAACAAUAGUCUUUACAAAACAGUGCAGUAUACAUAUUUUUUACUAUUUCAACCUGUCUGUAAUGUAGCAGCAAUGCUGUGCUAAAACUAAAAAAA